Phycodurus eques (leafy seadragon) is the source of this 958-nucleotide messenger RNA. Its product is annotated as claudin-4-like. Gene Ontology annotation, cellular component: plasma membrane; bicellular tight junction. Gene Ontology annotation, biological process: cell adhesion; bicellular tight junction assembly. NCBI's taxonomy places the organism in Eukaryota, Metazoa, Chordata, Actinopteri, Syngnathiformes, Syngnathidae. The transcript has a single exon. The coding region runs from base 55 to 678 and encodes 207 amino acids. Gene Ontology annotation, molecular function: structural molecule activity. The record is from RefSeq and is a predicted model, not a curated record.
CUCACUUGAACAUUUCUUCAGGGAGCAAUACUCCACUUCAAGCGGAUUUUCAACAUGGUUUCAGCGGGCUUGCAGAUGCUGGGCGCCGCCUUCGGCGUCCUGGGCUGGAUAGGGACCAUCGUGGUGUGCGCGCUGCCCCAGUGGAAGGUGACGGCUUUCGUGGGCACCAGCAUCGUGACGGCGCAGACCACCUGGGAGGGAAUCUGGAUGACCUGCGUGAUCCAGAGCACGGGCCAGAUGCAGUGCAAGGUCUACGACUCCCUGCUGGCUCUGAGCCAGGACCUCCAGGCCGCCCGGGCCCUGGUCAUCAUCGCCAUCCUGCUGGGCGUGCUCGGGGUGCUGCUGUGCCUGGCGGGCGGCAAGUGCACCAACUGCGUGCGGGACGAGGGCGUCAAGGUCAAAAUCUGCAUGGCGUCUGGCGUUGUCUUCAUCCUGUCCGGGGUGCUGUGCCUCAUCCCUGUAUGCUGGACUGCCAACACCAUUAUCAGGGACUUCUACAACCCACUGACUUCGGGCUCCCAGAAGAGGGAACUGGGGGCCGCCCUGUUCAUCGGCUGGGGGGCCUCCGGCCUGCUACUCAUCGGCGGCGCCCUCCUCUGCGCCAACUGCCCGCCCAAAGACGACAACCCCGCCAAGUACUCGGCAAGCAGAGCGUCUGCGCCCAAAGACUACAUCUGAAGGAUGACCAGUAUUUCACCACUUCCUGUUUUAUCAAGCACCCGCUUAACGGACCACAGCUGACGACCAGAACCUGCUUGUUGACUGGAAAGUAGACAACACGUGCUACCUGUUACAUUUCUUUUUCAUUGCUCAUUUCCAUGUGUUUUUAUAUACUCUUUUUCAUUUAUUUGGUUUGUUUUAUAGUGUAUUGUCAGCAUGUGUAAAUAGUGUUUUAUAAAGAUGAUCACUUCUCUUCUAUUGUUUUAUUUUGCUGUAUAAUAAAGCACAUCUGAGUGGU